CUUUUUUUAUUGUUUAAAGAAGUUUUGUGUAGAUUGACGUGAUAAAAUGUUUAACACACUGUCAUUAUUUGUGUUGGGCUGUUGGGCUCUAAUACUGUGAAGUUGUAUGUUACGCUUGCACAUUGUUAGUUUUUUUAUUUAUUUUUAGUUUUAAACAGUUUGUUUAGCCUUUUACAUAGUUUCGCCGACGACAUCAUGGAGUCUGCCACUGUAUUCGAAGAUCGUAAAAAUCUAAAUGAUUUCUUAGAAGAAGCAGAACUUCAGCAGUAUUAUGAAUUGUUUAGAGAUAUAUUAAAAGUAACAAAAGUAUCACAACUUAAGUUUGUAUUAACUGAAGAUUUAGUUCAAAUUGGCUUAUCAAGACCGGAACAGAGGCGCUACAAGAAGAUCUACUCAAAAUAUUUUCCCAACCCCUACAUAUCAAAAAUACGAAAAAUGCUUAAACCUAACAAAAAAAGUGAUCAGAACAUACACGGCCAUUCAUCAAUACAGUUAGAAGCCCAACCAUUCUUCGAGAACAACGUCAAAGUGCCUACAAAACAUAUAAUUUCUAUAGAAGAUAUUACUAUAAACAAGGAGCUUGGUAUGGGACAGUUUGGCGUGGUACAACAAGGUACAUGGACCACGGGAAAUCAAAGACUGCAAGUAGCAAUAAAGUGCCUAGGUCAUGAGCGAAUGACGUCAAAUUCGACAGAGUUCUUGAAGGAGGCUGCUGUGAUGCACAGUAUAGAGCACCCGAAUAUUGUGCGUUUGUAUGGCGUCGUGUUACAUAUGGACUCCUUAAUGCUGGUGACCGAGCUAGCACCUCUCCGGUCGUUGUUAGAGUGUCUUCGUGAGGUGUCUCUGCGGCAAAACUUCCCGGUGCCCAACCUCUGCGAGUUUGCGGAACAAAUCUGUGAUGGCAUGACUUAUCUAGAAAGCAAAAGACUGAUACAUAGGGACCUAGCAGCAAGGAAUAUUUUAGUAUUUAGCAAGGAUAGAGUGAAAAUAUCUGAUUUCGGUCUGUCCCGCGCUUUGGGCGUCGGAAAAGAUUAUUAUCAAACGAAUUACAAUGUGAACCUGAAGCUACCUGUGGCAUGGUGUGCACCAGAAUGUAUACUAUUUCUCCGGUUUACAUCAGCAAGUGAUGUCUGGGCGUUCGGCGUCUGUCUAUGGGAGAUGUUCACGUAUGGCUUCCAACCCUGGGCGGCGUUCUCUGGACAGCAGAUCUUAGAAGCCAUUGAUGCUCCUAACUUUCAGAGACUGGAGCGACCGGAAUGUUGUCCCGAAGCCUACUACACUACAAUGCUGGAGUGUUGGGCUCAUGACUUCAACAAUAGACCCAAGUUUAAGGAUUUGGCUCCAAAGUUACGCAGCAUAAGACCUGAACAGGUGGAAGCGACGGUAAACUUUCAGAAGCCAGAAGACGCCAGAAGAAACACCUUCCUCGAAUACAAAGCUGGACAAAUCAUUACAGUAUUAGGAAAAGAAAACAUGACAAAAUCUCCACUUUGGUAUGGCGUUCUCCCCGGCGGUGCCUGCGGUAUGCUGGACCCUUCACACACGAAGCCUUAUGUCCCACCCGAGAGAAGUGUAUGUUACGGGUCGCUCUCUCCGCAUCCCGUCCGGCAAUCCGCGCGGUCGAUCCGCUCGACGCUGCUGAGGAGCGAUGUUAAACGACACACUUUUACUGGCAAGCGGUCGAUACAGCGGUGUAUGAUAUCGAGCCCGCAAGGAGACGUGAAGCAUACAGGACAUGUGGGCCUAGAUGGGGCCUACUUCGGAGAUAUAUCGUUCCUGGAUCCUGCCGGAUGCCCGCCCCGUCAGAUAGUGACUCCAUACAAACCUUCGGAAGACCUGGAACAGAUGCCGCUGAUCAACCCGAACUCGCCGUCACACCUGACGGGAGCUUCGGGGACCACACCCUACCCUAUGCUGGCUUCUCAUCAGCCGGAUAGGCCUGACUGCGAUGAAGUGGAUUUGGCUUGUGAUAAAACAAGAAGUUUGCGAAAGAAUAGCCUGAGGACAUUGUCAGAGCCGACUACCAGUAAAAGUAUUCUUAGUAAGGUGAGGAGUGCAACUCUUGGCAGAUCCCACAAGGGCGACAACGGCACCAUGCCCAAGACUGAUGAAGUUCACGAGUACCACGAGAUUUCCGAUACCGAUACGGAGGGUACUGCUACUUCGUGUGGCAGAGUCGAGCGUUUGAACUCAAAGGAUAAUAUUGAGAUCCUGAAGAGUACGAGCGACUUUGGCCAGAGUCUGUUGGAUGAAAUAGAAGUUAUGUUCCGAAACAUGGACCGCCGUCGUGACGAUAACCAACCUGGGAGGUCGGCAGAUGCCAUCAGGCCGACCUCUCCAAGCGGGACCGCUGAUACGACUACCACCCUGACGAAAUCGGAGCGCAAGAAGGGAUCCACUGGCACCAUGAAACCGAUGUCGGCUCAUGAUGAGAAGACCUUGAACACUGCUGUCGCCCUGGCUAAUGAAAUCACUGCUAAGUCCAUGAGCGAUCUGGAUGGAGACAAGAAACUCCCGCAUUCACCCAACGAGCGUUCGAAGUUUCAUUUUAAGUUUCCGCUGUCUCUCCAUCACGGACAUGGCCAUGAUGCUGAGAAGGAUUCCUCGGCUGCUCGUGAGCGCCGCAAUUUUUCUGAGGAAGCUAACAGCGUUCCUGAUAUCCAGUCCACCAUAACUGAAGAAUCAAAGAUGGCUUACACGAGCCUCAUCGAAGAGCCGACUCCUUCCACGUCGCUGAUGACUCACAUUGCCAAGGAGACCAGUGGCAUUCUGAAGCCGGCUACUAUCCCGAAGCCAGCUCGUGCUACUCACGUGCAGUUCCGCUCUCUGCAGGCCAAUUCGCCUAGCAAGGCCCGAAGCUUUGCUGCUGCUGACGCUGCUCAGCCUGAUGCUGCUAGCGGCAUAAACGUGCUGCCGCUGCCCCCGCGCGGACCCAAGAUUCCACGGCGAAAGCCUGCCUUCCGUAUUAAAUCGCCUGCCGGCCGUACUAGACCGCCUGCCACACCCGCGGCUGCCCGCAGAAUCGUCAAGCUCACUCCCGAAGAAAUGAAGGCUAAAGAGAUCUUGUCUAACUACGCCGAAAUAGAUCACGCGGCUACGGCCAGACUGGAGCUUUAUGCUGCUAGGCGCGGUCUUGCUGCCAGACCCAGCUAUGCUGCUGAACGCAGCCAUUCUGCUGAACCUAGCCAUGUCGCUGAACCCAGCCAUUCUGCUGAACCCAGCCAUGACGCUGAACCCAGCCCUGUCGCUGGACCCAGCCAUGCCGCUGAACGCAGCCAUGCCGCUGGAUGCUGGCAUUUUUUGAGCAAGUCAAAGCCCGGCCAAGCUAAGGCCCAGUCAAGCCAGAGCCUAGACAAGUACGGCAAAGGGAAGAAGAAGGCCAGCGACUCUGACAGCAAUGCUCUGAACAACGCGUCGCGAGCAGUUCAUCUCGCAAGUAGAUUUGACCUGGCCUCGGAGAUCGGCGGGCCGCGCCACUUCAGACCGAUCAACGUACUCCCAUUGCCGCCGCGCGCCGCUUCCAACGAGAAGCCGGUCCGCCCCGUCGCUCGCAAGCCCCUGCUGCCUCGCAGCCGCGCCUAUCCUCGCCUGCGCUACGACAACGGCAUGGAACUAAUUGAACUUGGCAUCCUCCACAACCGCCACCCAGAAGGCAUCGAGCGCCCAAUGAUUCCGCAUUUCAGACAGAUUGUCCUGCAAGAACCCGAGAGCCUAGAGAACGGGCUCGUCGAUUGCGUGUUGUAAUCAUCUAUUUACCUUAAUACUCUGAAGUGUUUUUGUAACACUUACAUUUGUAAGGCCUGAUUCACAGCACCGACCAAAUAGCCGAGCUUUGUUUUCCGUAAAAAACGGAAAACAAACUGCAAGUAACUGUCGGCAGAGUCGGUUGCUGUAUUCAAGUCAAUAUAUUUAAAGUAAUAAUGUUCUUGUUACUUAACAUCCAUCAUUUCAUACUUUACCU
Molecule: messenger RNA, 3961 nt
Organism: Helicoverpa armigera (cotton bollworm)
Lineage: Eukaryota; Metazoa; Arthropoda; Insecta; Lepidoptera; Noctuidae
Product: activated Cdc42 kinase-like
Exons: 28
Coding region: 196-3744 (1182 amino acids)
Biological process (GO): protein phosphorylation
Molecular function (GO): ATP binding; protein tyrosine kinase activity
Source: RefSeq, a predicted model, not a curated record